AGUGGAAAGGAAAAGGUGGUGGGUGUGUAGCUUUGCUUUAUGUUUUAGUUCCGUAUGAUUUAUUGUAUUAAAACGUAGUGUUAGUUGUAGUAUUGAUUUCUUUUAUAAAUUAAAGAAACAUUAUUUUUGUAAAUAAAUAAUUAAAACGCUUAUAUAAUAUAGUGUGUUCAAACAAAAUAUUAAUAUUAUUUUUUCUUUUUGUUUUGAAAUAUUUACAUCGAUUGUUUUCAUUUGUGAUGUGAAUUACAAAUAACGAAUUAAGAUAACGUGUCGCAGUGUAAAGUUUUACAUAUAAUCACAAUAAUGGUCAAUAAUGAGGGCAUUAUCGAGCAAUCAGUUAAGAACGGAUAUUUGAAAAAUGGAUGGAAUUAACCAACACAGGUCGAUUUUUAAAUCAUUGCAAUGUCGACACCGUGCCAAAAAGGCGGGAUGCGCCUUAGUGAAGCCCUAGACAACAUACAGCUAGCGUAUAAUCCAAUUACGAAACAAUUACAUUUCGUGAGUCCUAAGGUCGAGAAACCCGCUGAGGACACAUCGGACGACAUAGAUAAGUUAUCUAAAAAAAGCAGUUUUAGUGACGAGGGAAAUUUUUCGAUAUCGACCUGUGAAAAGAGUGAUACUAGUGACUCUCCAAAGAGUACACUCCAGUGGGGUGGCAGUGUGAGUGGGCACCAGCGCGGCAAGGAUGGAGGAUCCUUCUCCAGCACCGUUUCCAGUUUAUCGGAAUGCUCACUAGGCUCGAGCGGCUCAAAGGAAGAUGACCUCUCCGAAGUGACCACAGUACAGGAAAAUGGAAAGUUGAAGAAAAAAGGUCUUUCAGGAUUCUUUAGCAGGGGUGUGUUUCCGUGGAAGAGUAAUUCGUCAAGUAAGAGCCAAGAGUCAAAUCCCUCCUCGACAUGGCGUUUAUUCGGUAGUAAAUCGAACGGAAACCUAGCGAAGAGUUUGACAACCGAAGUCCAGAACUCCUUAUCACCGACGUCGUCGGCCGCAAACACACCGCACCAUCAUAAAAGACAGGGCAGUUCCGCCAGCGAGAAGCAGUUCGAUGACUUAGUCGCGAGUUCAAUAGCGCUGAUACAGCACGAUAGACCAUCAAAUUUACCGGCAAAAUGUACGGAAGAGGCGCUCCGUCACAAGGCAGAACACGCUCGUAUGGUCGAGGCGGCGAGAAGGAGAGUGGAGAGAGAGGCAGCCGCGAGGCAUGCGAGAUUACAAGAGUCGAUACGUAUGGAAGAGAGACUUGCAAGACACGCGAGAGAAUGGACACAGACUAUCUUACCCGAUUGGCAUAACAUGAAAAACGCAAAACGUACUUUGGAACUUUGGUGGAGCGGGCUUCCACCGGCGAUAAGGGGCAGAGUUUGGCAACUCGCCAUUGAGAAUAAACUUAAGAUAACACACGAAAUGUACCAGGAUUACGUCGCCAAAGCGAAACAGAAACUACACGAGGCACAGCUUCGGAGGAAACGGUUAAAAGUUCACGCGAAAAACUCCUGUGAUUGUAAAAACGAGCAGACCAAAACUACAGAAGAUCAAAAAGUCGAAGAUAGGUUAUCCAGUGGUGAAUUCAUAAAAGGCGAAGAGAGAUCAUCGAAAAGAACGGAAAAAAUCUCCAAAAUGGAUGACAGGAUAGAAGAAAAAACGGAAAAACAGAGGUUGGGCUUACCGAGAAAUUUCAGCGAGCAAAAUUUGAAAACGAUGGACGUCGAUCCUGGACCGAAAAAGUGUUGUUCGAAAUCGAAUCCCAAUUUGUUAGACUAUAGCGACGAAUGUUCGAUGGAGUUAAUUCAAUUGGACAUCGCUCGGACUUUUCCGCAUUUGUGUAUAUUUCAACCGGGAGGCCCAUAUUUUGAUGUUCUACACGAGUUAUUAGCGGCAUACGUCUGCUAUAGGCCAGAUAUUGGUUAUAUUCAGGGUAUGUCGUUUAUAGCUGCAGUUCUAAUACUAAAUAUGGAAGCGCCUCAGGCGUUCGUCUGUUUUGCUAAUUUACUCGAUGGCCCGGUUUUACGGGCCGCUUUUACCAGAGAUGGCGCUACUAUGCAGCGGUUGUGGAAGGCGUACAGUCAGCUGCUAAGUCGCAAUCUGCCAGCAUUGGCGGAUGUACUGGCGCCGGAGCUGUACCUUCUGGAGUGGCUGUACACCGCCUUCGCGAAGGCCAUGCCUCUGGAUGCCGCUUGCCGCGUAUGGGACGUGUUCCUACGCGACGGGGACACCUUCCUCUUUAAUACUGCUCUGGGCAUCCUCCAUCUAUAUCAAGACGAGCUAAAAGACAUGGACUUCAUAUCAGCCGCUCAGUUUCUAACCAAGCUACCAGAAGAUCUAGACCCUGAGGCACUCUUCAAGAGUAUUUCUUCAGUCUCCAUGACCCUGGAUGGCAUGUCUUUUGAAGAAUUGGUUUCCUGUUGCCCCCUAGAGAACAGUCUCGAUGACGAUACCCUCAGGUUAUGAUAUAUAUGUGAGUUAUUCAAAGGAAUAUUUAGAUAGUAUUGAAAGAAAUCUUAGAGGCAGCCUACUCGUUCAC
Molecule: messenger RNA, 2521 nt
Organism: Melitaea cinxia (Glanville fritillary)
Lineage: Eukaryota; Metazoa; Arthropoda; Insecta; Lepidoptera; Nymphalidae
Product: TBC1 domain family member 12-like
Exons: 7
Coding region: 403-2448 (681 amino acids)
Source: RefSeq, a predicted model, not a curated record